UUCUGGGAGGAGGAAGUAGCUGCUGGUUUCCGCUGUAAACAAACUAGGUUGCGAGCUGCGUGUGUCCGUGUGGGAAUAACUGGGCUUUUACAGGUGUGACCUCGGCGGCUGGAGACAUGGAUAUUCUGAGAGCGGAAAUUGCCCGCAAGAGAAAGCAGGUGGAGGAGAAGGAGCUGCUCGGGGAUGGUAAAAAAUAUUUUAAGCGCAGUGAACUUGCCGAAAAAGAAAAGGAAGCCUAUUUUGAAAGAUGUGGUUUUAAGCCUAAUGAGCAGACACAAGGAAAGGUGCAGAACCAAGAAGAGGAGGAGAGGCCUUCAACAUCAAGUAAUCCAGUGCUGGAAUUGGAGCUCUCAGAAGAGAAGUUGCCGAUGACCCUAUCAAGGCAGGAGGUAAUAAGGAGGUUAAGAGAGAGAGGUGAACCAAUCAGACUCUUUGGUGAAACAGACUAUGAUUCAUUUCAACGCCUGAGAAAAAUCGAAAUUCUUGCUCCUGAAGUCAACAAGGGCUUAAGAAAUGAUUUGAAGGCUGCUCUGGAUAAAAUUGAUCAACAAUACCUAAAUGAAAUUGUUGGUGGCCAAGAGCCAAAGGAGGAAGAUACACAGAACGAUCUAAAAGUGCAUGAAGAAAACACAACAAUUGAAGAACUUGAGGCUUUGGGAGAGUGUCUUGGACAAGGUGAUGACAAUAAUGAUAUGGAUAUUAUAAACAAAGUGCUAAAGUUCCUUCUAGGUGUAUGGGCUAAGGACCUGAAUGCAAGAGAAGAUUACGUGAAACGUAGUGUGCAUGGUAAACUAGCAAGUGCCACCCAGAAACAAACUGAAUCCUACCUGAAACCAUUGUUCCGGAAACUACGGAAAAAGAAUCUUCCUGCUGACAUCAAAGAAUCCAUGACGGAUAUAAUCAAAUUUGUGUUGCAAAGGGAAUAUGUGAAGGCAAACGAUGCCUAUCUACAGAUGGCGAUUGGGAAUGCUCCCUGGCCAAUUGGUGUUACAAUGGUUGGUAUCCAUGCCCGUACAGGUCGCGAAAAGAUUUUUUCCAAGCAUGUAGCUCAUGUGCUGAAUGAUGAAACGCAACGUAAAUACAUUCAGGGGCUGAAGAGAUUAAUGACAAUUUGCCAGAAGCAUUUUCCAACAGAUCCAUCAAAGUGUGUGGAAUACAACGCGUUGUGAAAGUGAUUUUCUUACAUCAUAUACAUAUUGUACUAGAGAGCCUCUUGGAUCUCCUGCCAAAUAAUGUUGGGAAUAGCACCAUAGCCAACACCCAAACAACUCUGGCUUUCAGCAUUUCUGUUUUAUAGAAAUGUGUGCUAUUUCAAACCAUCAAAUAAUGACUCGAGCACAUUUGUGUUUAAUGUGAGCCACUAAGAGAUCAUUAUUUAAACUAUCUGCAUAAAUACUAUCCAAGUAUUUCUUUUAUGUAGAAUUGGAUUGUCAAACAAAAAAUGUGAAAAAUAAAUGGUUUCUGACCUUG
Molecule: messenger RNA, 1470 nt
Organism: Pelobates fuscus (common spadefoot toad)
Lineage: Eukaryota; Metazoa; Chordata; Amphibia; Anura; Pelobatidae
Gene: PRPF18
Product: pre-mRNA processing factor 18
Exons: 11
Coding region: 117-1169 (350 amino acids)
Biological process (GO): generation of catalytic spliceosome for second transesterification step; RNA splicing
Cellular component (GO): U4/U6 x U5 tri-snRNP complex; U5 snRNP; U2-type post-spliceosomal complex
Source: RefSeq, a predicted model, not a curated record